This is a messenger RNA of Ctenocephalides felis (cat flea), 1170 nucleotides long. RefSeq names its product cationic amino acid transporter 3-like. Gene Ontology annotation, biological process: transmembrane transport; amino acid transport. Gene Ontology annotation, molecular function: amino acid transmembrane transporter activity. The transcript is spliced from 7 exons. Bases 1 to 1170 code for a protein of 389 amino acids. NCBI's taxonomy places the organism in Eukaryota, Metazoa, Arthropoda, Insecta, Siphonaptera, Pulicidae. Gene Ontology annotation, cellular component: plasma membrane. The record is from RefSeq and is a predicted model, not a curated record.
AUGAAUUCAAGUCGGUUAUCCUCAAGAAAUCAGCCGAAAACACCAUUUAGGAAGUUUGUGCAGCGAGUAACACGCAGAAAAAGAAUUUUACUAGACGAACCAUCUCCUCUGGAAAGAGUUUGUGAUAUCUGGGAUCUACUUGCUGUUGCAUUUGGAGGAACUCUCGGAAUCGGAGUAUUUGUUGUCCCUGGAGAUGUGGCCAGAAAAUAUGCAGGACCAGCCGUAGUUGUUUCGAUCACAAUAGCUGCUUUUGUUACUUUUUUAGGUUGUGUGUCGAGCCUUGCGCGAGGUCUGAGUUCUCACAUAGAUCGAAUGACUGGCAAUGCUAUAUCUUACGGCCUGGCCAAGUGGCUUCCAAUGAAUAUUCCAUUUAUGUCUGCUUUUCCAGAUUUCCUAGCAUUGGUUUUGCUCAUAAUUUUGCAUGGUGAUCCAUCGAAUUGGAGUCUAGAUCCUCCUAUAGAUUAUAUUCCGCUUAAACGAGUGCAGGCUGUGAAAGACCCUGGACCGGGUACAGGUGGCUUCGCUCCAUUCGGCGUUCGCGGUGUUUUACAUGGGGCAUCGGAAGCAUUUUUUGCCUUCAUCGGCAUGAUCAAUGUUGCUACGAUGAGCGAAGAGGCAAUUCAUCCCGAAAGAGAUAUCCCAUUGGCUAUAAUAAUCACAUCAGUACUCACUUAUUUAACAUAUUUAGGAGUUGGCAUUGGACUCACUAUGAUGGCACCUUAUUAUCAACUGGACCCUGUCGCUCCAUACAUAACAUUGUUCAAUCAACUUGGUCUGCACGAUAUGGAAUGGUUGGUCGGUGCAGGUGCACUAUUUUCUAUUUCUGCAAGUUUAUUUUCAUCAGUUCUUGGAUUGCCACGAUUGUUGUAUGCAGUCGCCCACGAUGGAUUACUAUUUUCUGCCCUGAAAAAAGUCCACGACAAGACGAAGGUACCAUAUGUCUCGGUGUUAGUCAGUUCUUUGUUCACAGGAUUGAUGUCAUUAUUCUUCGAUUUAUAUCAGCUGAUAGGUCUUAUGAACCUCUUAUUCUUGAUGUGUUUCACUGUUGUCGCCAUUUGUGUCAUAUUAAUGAGAAUUCAAGGAUAUUCCCAGGCAGGCGCCUGGGAAGAAACUAAAAAUAAUGAAAACACAGAAAAUGGAGGUAUUGACGAGCGAGAUCCUCAAAAAUAA